GCUCAUCUUUCUCCGGGGUUUGAUUUCCUUUCGCCGCCGUCCUGCUCGUCUCGUCUCGUCUUCCCCUCCUCUCUUCUCUGGUACCCGGCAUGCUCGCGGCGUCUCUUCUCUUAUCGUUGAUCACUGUUAUCUCUGGGCAAAAUACCACAGCAGGUCUGGCUUUGAACGAGCCACCAGAUGGGCAGUUGUACCUCGGAGCUUGGGUCGAUACGAGUGUGACAUCUGGAGACUCGCCGCUCGCGUUCAACGUCCGCCUGGGACGCAACACCUCCUGGUUCCAAGCCUCCCAAAACAUCCCACAGGACCCUUAUGAUGAUGUUACCGGAACAGGCGGCAUUAUCAAUGCUACCAAAGUGUUUGAGACGAAUACCGAUGCAGGAGUGUACGUGACGGUAUAUCCGAAUGAUGGCCUAGAUGCUGUGAACGUGCAAGACCUCGCAUCCCUCGGCGUCCAAUUGCAGUCAUACAUCACUGCUGGCCAUGCAGUCUUCCUUCGGUUCGCACCGGAGAUGAACGGAAACUGGGACAUCUGGGGAACACAGCCGACGCUCUUCAAGGCAGUAUGGAAGACGAUGUACACUACUGUCAAGUCGUCUUGUCCGAGCUGUGCGAUUGUUUGGUCUCCUAAUGCCGCUUCUGGCUAUCCCUACGGCAUCACCUCGGAUACGAUCGCAAACGCGACGGACCGCGCGGCGCUUGAUACCAACGGUGAUGGGACUUACGAUAACACCGACGACGCAUACUCUCCGUAUUAUCCGGGCGAUGACUACGUAGACUGGACCGGAGUAUCGUACUACUACAAAGGUGUCUACCCCAACGCAUACAAUAUCAUUCAGCAACCUGGCUAUAUGGCUACUGCUAUGACCGGUUGGCUCCAGGAUAAUGGCGACUCUGGGGGAACGCAGUAUACCGAGUUCUACCAAACCUACUGCACAAGGAAGCCAUGUAUGUUGUCCGAGUCGGGUGCUGCCUGGCACGUCAACCAGACUCAGAUUCCGACGUACGACGGCUUCGUUUCCCCCGAUCAGGAGCAACUUGAGCAAGGUUGGUGGGCGGAUGGCAUCACGAACGAAACAUUCCUCAGCAUGUUCCCUCGUUUGAAGAUGUUGAUGUUGUUCGAAUGGGAAAAGGUGGAAACUGAUAACGAUAUCCCUACACUUCGCGACUUUCGCCUGACGAACAACUCGGAUGUGCUCACUGGCUUCACACAAGCACUAGAAGAGGUUGCACAGCGGUACAUCUGGGCGAGCUCCUUGCCGAUACCCACUUCUGGAGCUGGAUCUCCCGACCAAGUGCCGAUGCCACAACAAACCGUGCACCGUGCGACACCUUAUCGAGCAAGCACGCCGACUUCUCUCUCUCUAUUCUCCUCCGAUGGAAUCCCAACCUUAAUCCUGGGCUGGACCACCGCCGUCGCCGUGCUCGCUUCCGGUGCUGCGCUGGGCGCAUCCCUCAUUCUGCGAAUGUGAUCGCUAGACUUCUCAGAUUUGCAUUCCCGCUGCAUUUUAUUUUCGUGCCGAAAGAUCUACCUCAUCCCCAUAUUCACAAGCAUACCUUGCCGAUCCCUUUUAUGUUCAGUAUAGCGGACUGUCAUCGCACCACCAUGCCGUACACAUGUGCCGGUGCCUCGGGUACCUCGCCAGCGCACGGCCAUCAAAUGCC
Molecule: messenger RNA, 1662 nt
Organism: Dacryopinax primogenitus
Lineage: Eukaryota; Fungi; Basidiomycota; Dacrymycetes; Dacrymycetales; Dacrymycetaceae
Product: glycoside hydrolase
Exons: 3
Coding region: 90-1469 (459 amino acids)
Biological process (GO): substituted mannan metabolic process
Molecular function (GO): mannan endo-1,4-beta-mannosidase activity
Source: RefSeq, a predicted model, not a curated record